CACAAACUCAUUUUCUGGUAACAAACAAAGAAAGAAACUAACCCACUUGUUAUAAAACCGACCCCUUGUUUUAUUUUUAUUUUUUUUCCCUCUCUAAAAAAGGACACCAAAAAGAAUCUUCAAACGCCAUUAAAACAACAUCCACCCACUCACAUAGUCACAUGUAUGAAUCCAUGGCAUCAUCGUGCUGCUCAUACACGUUCAUGACUCUCAUGUUCUUGUUAUUGUUCUUUAAUUUGGGCGUGUCCGAAAGAAGUAAAGAAUUCGAAGGAGGAAAAGAUUGCGAGAAGCGAUGGAUCCACAUAAGGAAGCUCCCUGCAAGGUUCAACCUGGAUCUGCUCGGCAAUUGCUCUGAAUACCCAUUCUUGGAUGACUUGUGUCCCUUCUUAGCGAACCAUGGCCUUGGCCAGAAGACCCACAACCGUUCUCACAGUUGGUACAGAACCGACCCAUCAAUGCUCGAACUCAUUUUCCACCGCAGAAUGUUGGAAUACCCGUGCUUAACGGAAGAUCCAACCUCCGCUGACGCCGUCUACCUCCCGUACUACGCUGGCCUCGACGCCCUCCGUUAUCUCUACGGUCCCGAAUAUAACUCCAGCGCCGAACACGGCCUUCAACUCUUCGAUUUCCUUCAAGAGGAUGAACCCGAAAUCUGGAACCGCCACAUGGGUCACGACCAUUUCUUGGUCAUGGCUCGUCCCGCUUGGGAUUUCUCUCAGCCUCUUCAUAACGACCCACCGCUUUGGGGCACUUCGUUUCUCGAGUUACCUCAUUUCUUCAACGUCACCGCUUUGACACUGGAGGCGCGUGCCUGGCCUUGGCAGGAACACGCGGUGCCUUAUCCUACUUCAUUUCACGCUCCAAAUCUUGGACUCUUGGAGUCUUGGGUCCAGCGCGUGCGGCGUUCCAAGAGGUCUUCUCUGGCGUUGUUCGCCGGCGGUGGAGGUGUCUCCGCCACUCCCAAUAUCCGACGGAGCAUUAGGAGUGAGUGCGAGAACGCCACUGGGAGUUCGACCGGUUAUGAUAAGUUGUGUGAGGUGGUUGAUUGCUCCAAUGGGGUUUGUGAGCAUGAUCCUAUUAGGUUCAUGAAGCCAAUGUUGCAAUCGAGUUUCUGCUUGCAGCCUCCGGGGGAUACUCCGACUCGUAGGUCAACAUUUGAUGGGAUUCUUGCUGGUUGUAUACCUGUUUUCUUUGAAGAACUAUCGGCAAAAUCUCAGUAUGCGUGGCAUUUGCCGGAGACAGAGUUUGAGGCUUUCUCUGUCAUUAUACCCAAGGAGGACGUGGUGUUCAGAGGGUUGAGGAUUUUGGAUGUGUUGCGACGAAUACCUAGAUCCAGGGUUAGGAGAAUGAGGGAAAAAAUCUUGGAGUUAAUACCGAGAGUCAUGUAUAGAAGGCAUGAUAGUUCCCCGGGUCUCAGAACAAAGAAGGAUGCAUUUGAUAUAUCAAUUGAUGGUACACUGGACAAGAUUCUAUCAAGGCUUCAGCAACUUGAUUUGGUUCUAUCUAUGAUAUUGCACGGAAUAGGCGUUUCUUCCCCCUUGUCAACUAACUUAGCUUAUCUGGAUGAACCCACAAGGCUUUCAUUUUGAUUAUUUGCACUUGGUAUAUCGUGUGGUGAUUCUCAGGAAUGGAAUUAUUAGUCCAGUUCAUCGUAUUCUUUAAAUUCUGAACAGAAAUUUAACCUAGAAGAAAGUUGAAAGGAGGAUUAAGGCGUGCUCUUGGUGUUCCAUGUUAUCUAUCACUAUUGUGUUUUGGAAGUUGAACGUUAGCCUUCAGAAUUAGUGAACUCAAAUUCAGCGUUGGGAGUUGGGACUAAGGCACAACACAUUCUUCUGAUGGUGAUGGGAACAUACUUUCUGAGUUAUUAUCUCUGAGCCAGGCACUUGUAUAGAAUUAAUUGUAUUAUUUUCCCUCAACAAAAACUUUUUACAACUGAAACA
Gastrolobium bilobum is the source of this 1940-nucleotide messenger RNA. RefSeq names its product probable xyloglucan galactosyltransferase GT19. The transcript has 2 exons. NCBI's taxonomy places the organism in Eukaryota, Viridiplantae, Streptophyta, Magnoliopsida, Fabales, Fabaceae. Gene Ontology annotation, molecular function: glycosyltransferase activity. The record is from RefSeq and is a predicted model, not a curated record. The coding region runs from base 162 to 1589 and encodes 475 amino acids.